AUGGCUAUCACCAAACUUUUCUGGUCAAUUUAUGUCCUUGAUCGAAGAUGGAGUUUUGGUACAGGCAUGCCUUUUGCUUUACAAGAUGCAGAUAUUGAUCCUAAUUUACCAGAACCUGAUGGCACCGUCCCUUAUCUACAUGUUAUGAUAGCAUACUCGAGAAUAGGUUCUAAAGUGUGGCGCUCAAUCUGCUCGUUUUCCCCAACACCUUCGAUGACGAUAAAUACCGAGGAGUUGGAUUAUCUAGAUUACCAAAUUGCUCAAUGGCAGAAAACCAUACCACCCCAUUUACAGCUUCCAACAGCCAACUCACCACCAGCCUCAUCUCGCGCAAUCCAUCGGCUUCAAAUACUUCUAUACCUACGUGCCAAUCAAAUGCGUAUCCUCAUUUAUCGUCCUGUUCUACAUUCAGCAUCUGCUAUUCAAGAACAUGUUCGACACGCAUCUACAGUUGUCGAGUUUGCAAAAGAUACAAUUCGCGCUCUCACACAUCUCAAUCAAACCACAGAUAUUUACCGCGUACAACAAGUCUGUUUCAAUUACUUUCUUAUUUCUGCAUUGGCGGUCAUUUUCCUGGCAAGCUGUCAUGCUCCAGUAACUUUCAGCUCGAUUUGUCGCGAUGAAUUUUAUAUGGCACUCGAUCUCGUCAAGGGCUUCUCCAAUAAAUCCUUUGUUGCGAAGCGUCUUUGGAAAACAAUCAAAGGUCUAAAAGAAGUAGCGCCGAAACUCGGGUUAUGCCCAGCAUCAAAUAAUCAUAUUAAUGGUACAUUAGGAGCGGACGAUGCUCACAGUACUGCCGCACUUGCAAUGGCUGGGUUGGCAGGUCAUGAAAUCACGGGCCUGGGAGCAGGAUUCGAGACAAAUGGACAUGGAAGUGGACAAGGAAUUGGUACGGGAACAGGAAGCAGUCCGAUGACGGGAAAUCAAAUGAGUUAUGAAAUGACUCAUUUAUUUGAAGCAGCGUUGGGAAUGGGAGUUGGGCAUAAUGGGUAUGGAGUUAGUAAUGGGAUGGAUGGGACACCGGGGGUUGGAGGAGAAAAUGUGGGAGGUGUUGGCCCUGCAUUUGGAGAAGGGGAUGAAUUAUUUAGGCAGUUGAGGGAUUUGUUUUAG
Messenger RNA from Sclerotinia sclerotiorum 1980 UF-70, 1110 nucleotides. RefSeq lists its product as hypothetical. NCBI's taxonomy places the organism in Eukaryota, Fungi, Ascomycota, Leotiomycetes, Helotiales, Sclerotiniaceae. The transcript has 2 exons. Bases 1 to 1110 code for a protein of 369 amino acids. Gene Ontology annotation, cellular component: nucleus. The record is from RefSeq and is a predicted model, not a curated record. Gene Ontology annotation, biological process: DNA-templated transcription; positive regulation of transcription from RNA polymerase II promoter by galactose. Gene Ontology annotation, molecular function: RNA polymerase II cis-regulatory region sequence-specific DNA binding; DNA-binding transcription factor activity, RNA polymerase II-specific; zinc ion binding.